AUGAUCAGCGCGUUUAAGUCAAUCCGGUCACUGCCUUCAACAACCGUCUCUUUCUUGUCCUCACCGUCUCGAUUAGGCCGCAAAGUUGCCCGAGUUAGUUUCGCCACCGCUUCUGACCAGCCAAAUAUGGAUAAAAAACCUGAGAAUCCAAACGACAAAACGGGUGACGUGAUGUCGCAUUCGUUUGGAGAAGGGUACUCGACGAGGUCAGAUGAAGAAGGGUUUGGAGGAACCUAUGGAGGAAAUCAAACCUUUCAAAAGGAUAAGGAGGUCCAUGAAAAUCACCCUGAUUACGACAAAACUCAAGGCAGUGAAGCGAAGGAGAAGGAGCGAGCUAGGAACCAGACGUAA
This is a messenger RNA of Microthlaspi erraticum, 351 nucleotides long. The record is from the annotation of a GenBank genome assembly. Lineage: Eukaryota; Viridiplantae; Streptophyta; Magnoliopsida; Brassicales; Brassicaceae.